AUGGGUUCUUCUUCUCAUAAGUGGGUUGUAGGGUUACUUCUUUUCUUGUGCAUUUUCUUGGAAUUAAGUGCCAUCACUUUUGGUGAUGACAAGCUUGAUGAGUCGAGGUGGGGUAAUAAUGGUUGCGGAUAUGGUAGGAGGGGUUGUGGUGGACGCGGUGGAUAUGGAGGACGCGGUGGACGUGGUGGAUAUGGAGGACGCGGUGGACGUGGUCCAAGGUUUGGUGGUGGUAGAGGUGCAGGAGGAGGGUUUGGAGGCGGAGCUGGUGGAGGAGGAGGUCUUGGUGGAGGAGCGGGUGGUGGAGGUGGACUAGGUGGAGGAGGAGGUCUUGGAGGAGGAGCAGGAGGUGGAGGUGGAAAAGGUGGUGGAUCUGGCGGCGGCAUUGGUGGUGGUGCAGGAGGAGGUGUUGGUGGAGGUGGUGGUUUUGGUGGUGGUGGAGGAGGAGGUGUUGGUGGAGGGUCAGGUCAUGGUGGUGGAUUUGGAGCUGGAGGAGGUGUAGGAGGUGGUGCAGGAGGAGGACUUGGUGGUGGAGCUGGUGGAGGUGGAGGAGGAGGUGGAGGUGGUGGUGGUGGGGGAGGUGUUGGAGGUGGUUCUGGACAUGGUGGAGGAUUUGGAGCCGGAGGUGGAGUAGGUGGUGGCGUCGGAGGAGGUGCUGCAGGAGGAGGUGGUGGUGGAGGAGGCGGCGGUGGUGGAGGAGGCGGUGGUCUUGGAGGAGGAUCCGGCCAUGGAGGUGGUUUCGGUGCUGGUGGAGGCGUAGGAGGAGGAGCUGGAGCUGGUGGAGGAGUAGGAGGAGGAGGUGGAUUUGGUGGCGGUGGUGGAGGUGGAGUAGGAGGAGGAUCGGGUCAUGGUGGUGGUUUUGGUGCGGGUGGAGGAUUAGGAGGAGGAAAAGGAAUUGGAGGUGGACAUGGUGGAGGAAUUGGAAUUGGAGUUGGAAUUGGUAUAGGAGUUGGUGUUGGAGCUGGAGCUGGAAAAGGUGUUGGUGUUGGGAGUGGAUCCGGUGGUGGAGGCAAUGGGAGAUGA
This is a messenger RNA of Lycium barbarum (goji berry), 1020 nucleotides long. Its product is annotated as glycine-rich cell wall structural protein 1-like. The record is from RefSeq and is a predicted model, not a curated record. The transcript has a single exon. NCBI's taxonomy places the organism in Eukaryota, Viridiplantae, Streptophyta, Magnoliopsida, Solanales, Solanaceae. Bases 1 to 1020 code for a protein of 339 amino acids.